Molecule: messenger RNA, 1266 nt
Organism: Tarenaya hassleriana
Lineage: Eukaryota; Viridiplantae; Streptophyta; Magnoliopsida; Brassicales; Cleomaceae
Product: WAT1-related protein At1g01070
Exons: 6
Coding region: 63-1163 (366 amino acids)
Cellular component (GO): plasma membrane
Molecular function (GO): transmembrane transporter activity
Source: RefSeq, a predicted model, not a curated record
CUCAAAGCACACGUAUUGGAGUUGAGAGAGAGAGAGAGAGAGAGAGAGAGAGAGAGAGAGAGAUGGGAGAGAACGGGGUAGAGCAAUGGGGAACAGUGACGGUAAUGGUGUUGACAAACGUGGCAAUGGGGUCAGUGAACGCACUGGUGAAGAAGGUACUUGACGGUGGGAUUAACCACAUGGUUGUUGCUGCGUAUAGGCUUGCCAUUUCUGCUCUCAUUUUGGCCCCCUUUGCUCAUUUUUGUGAAAGGAAAAUAAGACCAAAGCUUACAUUUAGGAUAUUGUGCGAACAUUUCAUCAGCGGUCUUCUCGGGGCAAGCCUUACACAGUUCUUCUUUUUACUUGGGCUUUCGUACACGUCAGCAACGGUUUCUUGCGCCAUAAUCAGCAUGUUGCCCGCCGUCACGUUUACGUUGGCCCUCAUUUUCAGGUCGGAAAUUUUGAAUCUGAAGAGCAAAGGAGGGUUGCUCAAGGUGCUGGGAACCCUAAUAAGCAUAAGCGGAGCACUCUUGCUGACGUUUUACAAAGGAGUAGCAAUAGCGAACCCUCACUCUCAAUCAGAGGGUUCCUCACAACAUCACGAUGUGAAGAUCAAGACGCAGACGUGGCUCGUGGGAUGCCUGUUUCUCCUCAUCGGAACCACGACGCUGUCGUUUUGGUUGCUUUUUCAAGCGAAGAUCAACAUUAAGUAUCCGUGCAAGUACUCAAGCACUUUCCUCAUGUCCGUUUUUGCCACUUUCCAAUGCGCUCUCUUGAGUUUGAUCAAAACCAGAGACGUCCAACAUUGGAUUAUCAAGGAUAAAUUCGUCAUUCUCGUCAUCGUCUAUUCCGGAGUGGUGGGUCAAGCCAUGUCGACAGUGGCGACGUCAUGGGGCAUAAAAAAGAGAGGACCUGUGUUCGCAUCAACCUUUUACCCGGUUAUGCUCAUCUCCGCCACCUUAUUCGAUUUCAUCGUCCUGCACCGUCACUUAUACCUCGGAAGUAUCCUCGGCUCGGCCGUCGCUAUAGCGGGUCUCUACGUGUUUCUUUGGGGAAAGAACAAAGAUGUCGAAGCUGUGUCCGCCGCUACGAAGCUGUCUUCGCAGAAUGAGAGCAACGAAAUUGCUAAGACCGUUCCCGACCAUAAUAACAACAGUGACGAUGAUACGAGAUUACCCGUUUAAUUGACACUGAAGAAGCAUGCAUGUAUUUUUCUCUGUUGUUUGACGUGAACAACAGAGUAUUCAUCACACGCUCUUAAUAAAUUUUGGAUCUUCUUUUAUAAAA